Molecule: messenger RNA, 1337 nt
Organism: Monodelphis domestica (gray short-tailed opossum)
Lineage: Eukaryota; Metazoa; Chordata; Mammalia; Didelphimorphia; Didelphidae
Source: RefSeq, a predicted model, not a curated record
AUCAUAUUAUAAGAAAUGAUCAGAGAACUAGCAGCUGACACGGAGGCUACGGCCGAGAUUCCCAAAAUGGCAAGUGUUGAGAAAUUUCCUUUUCAUGUGCCACAUUUAGAAGAGCUUGCUGGAGUUCUACAGAAUGAACUUAAAAAUAAUUUUGCUGAUGUCCAGGUCUCCGUAGUUGAUUGCCCUGAUCUGUCUAAGGAACCAUAUACAUUUCCUGUUAAAGGAAUCUGUGGGAAACCGAGAAUUGCAGAAGUAGGUGGGGUUCCUUACCUCAUGCCUCUUGUGAAUCAAGAAAAGGUUUAUGAUAUGAAUACUGUUGCAAAGCAAAUUGAUCUUCCUGGGGCUUUCAUUAUUGGAGCAGGAGAAUCCCCAUUUCAGACUCUUGGGAUCAAUGCUGAGUUUAAGCCAAUUGUCCAGACUCAAAGUGAUCACAAGCCUGCUAUGAAUGGAAGCUACUUUGCCCAGAUUAACCCUGCAGAUGGAGGGUACCUGCUAGAGAAAUAUAGUGGGAAAUGCAAUGACUUUGGAUUUGCCUUACUGGCUAAUCUCUUUGCUAGUGAAGGCCAGCCUGGCAAGGUCAUUGAAGUAAAAGCCAAAGGAAGAACUGGAAAGUACAAUUUUGUGACUUGUAUGAGACAAACUCUUGAAAAGCAUUAUGGAGAUAAACCUGUAGCGAUGGGAGGAACAUUUGUUGUUCAAAAAGGAAAAGUAAAGAUUCAUAUCAUGCCCCCAGAAUUUUCUUCUUGCCCACUGAACUCUGAUGAGGAUGUGAAUAAUUGGUUGCAUUUUUUUGAAAUUAAGGCUCCUUUGGUUUGUCAGCCAGUUUUUGUUUCUCGAGACCCGGGGUUUGAUUUACAAUUAGAGCAUACACACUGUUUUAGUCAUCAUGGAGAAGGAGGACACUAUCAUUAUGACACCACUCCAGAUACAGUGGAGUAUCUUGGGUAUUUCCUACCUGCUGAGGUUCUCUAUCAAAUUGAUAAACCAAAGGACACCCAUACAUUUGGGCGAGAUUAAUUCAAUCAGGAAAUAUUUUGCUGAGGCAGGGGAAUAAAUUAUGCUUUAAAAUGUAAAAAUCUUUAAGUUUAUAAAUAGUGUUGCUCUGCAUUGCAAUCCAACAAAAAAUUACCCAGGAGCAACUCCUUUCUCCUGUGUAAUGAUAGCAUAUAAUGAUCUCUUUUGUUUUAAUAUUUAACUUCCAUUAAAUACUCCUCCAUUUUAGAAAAAUUAAAAGAGGAAAAAAAUUGUUGUUGGGAAAUUCAGUUGCUUUUUGUUAAAGUGAUUAAUAUGCUUGUAACCUUAUUUAGGGUAUACAUCAGGAAUCAUGUGACUUCUUG